AUAUAAGUGAAUAUAUUCUUUAUUAUUUAUGAUGUAACAUGAACACUUGUUGUAAUAACAUUUAUAUUUAUCUAAACAAUAUAAAUUAACUUCUAAUGUCUUCAUUAAUAAACAAAAAUAUAAGAUUAUCGUUGUUACUAUGUCUUUUAUGUCUUAUAGACAAUUAUUGCUUGGAUAUACAAAAGGAUAUUUAUUUAAACAAACGAAAUAAUUCAGUACUACAAGUGAAUUCGUCUGAUGACAUAACUGAAUCAACAAAAGUUAAACGGCUGAAUAAAUCAAAACUUUCCAAUUCCUUCAAAUCACAAUCAUUACACAGACGUGGCGAUUUAAUUGAAUCCGAUCAAAAUGAUAUCACAAAAAUGAAAGCUGUAUUAAAUAAUACAGCUUUGCUACCAUGUCGUCCAGAUAAAAGAUUAUUAACAGAAAAUGGUGUAGACGAGAAUACUAAAGGCACUCUUUUAUGGAAAAGAACUAAAACCAAUGAAUAUCUUAUUUAUAAUAACAGACGACUUCAUUCAGAUACUCGAUACAUACUGGAUAUGUCAUCAUUUGAUCAGACAAUACUUGAUCUUCGUAUUGACCGUGUUCAAAGAACAGACGAAGGUGAAUAUGUAUGCUUAUAUUCAAAUGGUCAUACGGUUUAUAAACAACGUGUUUACCUCAAUGUACUUGUACCUCCGGUUAUUUCUGAAAAUAGUUCCAGCUCCACAAGAGUAACAGCACAUGAAGGUGAAGCAAUUAUCUUACAUUGUAAAGCUUGGGGAGUACCAGAUCCUAUUAUUACAUGGUAUUUAACACCGAAAGAAGGACGUCAAUAUAGAAUAUAUGAAGCAAAUGACAAAAGAUUCAUGAUUAAACCGAAUGAGUUAAUUAUUUCAAAUAUAACUCGUGAUUUGCAAGGAACUUAUAAAUGUUUAGCACAAAAUGGGUUAGAACAAAACGCAUGGCGUGUAAUAGAGCUCGAUGUAAGAUAUCCUCCAACUAUUGAAAUGGCCAAUCUCAAGCUUGGCCAACUACUUAAAGGCACGACAAUGGUACGAGCUGUGAUUUCUGGCAAUCCAAUUAAUUUAUUUUACUGGGAAUUUGAAGGAAGGCCAAUACAUGGACCCAAUAGUAAUUGUCUCGUACCGAUGCCGAAUGAAAAAUAUUGUAUCCUUGUCGACAAAGCAAAUUCUAAACAUGGAAUAAUCAGAACAACUUUGUUUAUAGCUAAUUUAACUAUGGCUAAUUAUGGUUAUUAUACAUGUGUAGUUGAAACACCGUUUGGUACAUUUCGCAAUAGUACAGAAAUAUUUAGAACUUACUCAUCUCCAUCAACAACAUGGGAUAACUCAUAUGGUGGGAACUACGAACAUCAUUUUUCAGGUUUAUUAACAAACUAUCAAGGUUCAUAUGAAAAAAUGUCAGAAAAGUUAAACAAACGUGCAACUUAUCUUACUCAAGAUCGUUUAAAACCAUCAUCUUAUUCCUCUUUAUCUUCAGUAACUGGACAAAAUGAUUUCAAUUCAAUAUCAUCUACUUAUACAAUAAAUCAACGACAACCACCAAUAUGUCCAACAUGUUUAAAAUAUAAAAAUGUUAAAGAUUUAACUACACUUUCACCAGACAUAAUGACAUUGAAUACUUUCAGUGAUUAUAAUCAUGUAAGAAAUUUAUCCAAUACACUUAAAUUUUCAUUAUCAACAUUCCAUUUAAUAUGGUUGAAUAUUUUUACUUCAUUCUUAUAUUAUUAUUUCGUUUGAAGUCUUAGCUAUGCAUAACAGUAUCAUUACAUGAAUGAAAACAAUUAAAUUAUUCUUUCAAUAUUGUUUAUCUAUUGAUGGACAGAUAUACAACAGUUUGGUUAGUUAACUUCUAUUCAUUUCAUUGGCGGAUUCGUGUUGUUUUGCUUCAUUCUGAUCUUUUUACUUUAAAAUCUUUUUAUUUACCCAUAAUUUUGUACAUGUUUGUCGGUAAAUGAGUAGUUCAAUUCGAGAUAUUAUUGUUGUCAAGAAAAAACAAACAUCUUGAAUAGUAUAAUUUGAUCUUGUAAUA
Schistosoma intercalatum is the source of this 2037-nucleotide messenger RNA. The record is from the annotation of a GenBank genome assembly. NCBI's taxonomy places the organism in Eukaryota, Metazoa, Platyhelminthes, Trematoda, Strigeidida, Schistosomatidae.